CGAGCGGGCAGCGGAAGCAGCGACUAUGCGCCACGCCGGCUUGAGGCCCUCGCUCAACGGGAGCAGCAGUUAGCUGCUCUAGGAAGGAGAUUAGUCGGGAGGAGGCGAUUACCCCGAGAGGAGACAGAGAAGAGGGAUUCAUAGCCUACAAAGAUGACCAUAAUAGUCUUUCUCAUCGACACCUCGGCCUCGAUGAACCAGAGGGCUUAUCUGGGUGGUCGACCCACCCUGCUAGACGUGGCCAAGAGCGCUGUCGAGACAUUUGUCAAGGUCCGACAAAGGUCACCAGAGAGUAGAGGAGAUAGAUACAUGUUAUUGACCUUUGAAGAUACACCUCAUAACAUAAAGGCCGGCUGGAAGGAGAAUCUGGCGACAUUCAUGAACGAGCUGAAGAAUCUGCAGUGCGUCGGCCUCACGACCCUCGGCACCGCCCUCAAAAAUGCCUUUGACGUGCUCAACAUUAAUCGCAUGCAGACGGGCAUCGACACCUACGGACAAGGCAGAUGCCCCUUUUACCUCGAGCCAUCGGUCAUCGUCGUCAUCACCGAUGGCGGCAAGUACACGACCGGAAACGGAGUUCACCAGGACUUCACCUUGCCGAUGCAUACGCCGAUACCGGGCUCGGAGCUAACGAAGGAGCCCUUCCGCUGGGAUCAGCGUCUCUUCUCCUUGGUUCUACGACUAUCCGGUACACCAGCGGUGGAGCGAGACACGGGUCUCGUGGCCAGUGAUGCCUCGCCCAUCGAUGCCAUGUGCGAAGUGACGGGUGGCCGCUCCUACUGCAUCACCUCCCAUCGUAUGAUGAUGCAGUGCAUCGACUCGCUCGUACAGAAAGUCCAGUCGGGCGUCGUCAUCAACUUCGAGAAGAUCGGCCCGGAUCCACUGCCCCUGGCCAACGAGUCCGUCAACUCCUUGCACUCGGAAAAUGACGAGGAGAACGAGGAGGAGACUGGCGGUCUUACGACCAACGGCUCCAUCGCGGGAAGAAACGCGGCGUAUCCGAACGCAAACUCAAAUUCGACGAUAGGCAGCAUGAUGCCAAACAACCUAGCCAACAGCACGGCGUGGCACUCCUGCCGUCGGCUCAUCUACGUGCCACGCUCGGCACAGAAGGGCUUCGCCGUCGGCUUCUGGCCCAUCCCCGAGAGCUUUUGGCCGGACAUAUCGGCGAGUUCGCUGCCACCCCGCUCGGCCCAUCCCAACGUCAAGUUCACGUGCACGAGUCAGGAGCCCCUCGUCAUCGAGAAUCUGCCCUUCGACAAGUACGAGCUCGAGCCGAGCCCCCUGACACAGUUCAUACUGGCGAGGAAGCAGCCGACGAUUUGCUGGCAGGUGUUCAUCGCCAAUUCGUACAAGAGCAGCGAGGUUGGACAUCCGUUCGGCUACCUCAAGGCCAGCACCAAUCUCACCUGCGUCAACCUCUUCGUCAUGCCCUAUAAUUAUCCGGUGCUGUUGCCCCUCCUGGAUGAGCUCUUCAAGGUUCAUCGACUCAAGCCGAGCAACGAGUGGAGGACUCAGUUCACGAAUUACAUGAGGACUAUGCCUGCCUAUUAUGCAGCCUCGCUGAGGAGAGCAUUAACGCGAAUGGGUGCUCCAGCUGCACUGGCGCAAACUCUCAUACCCGACAACAUGGAUAACACUUUGUCGUACAGUGUACUCAAUUACUUGAAGCGACUGAAGAACACAGCAAAGAUGGAGUUCGACCGACUUUGUAACGAAGUCAUAUCGAAACAAGUAGCCAACAAAAGCCUAGCCAACGGUAGUACCAAUGCCGUACUCGAGGGCCUACGUGUCACUCCUCGUGCAACCCUGAAAAAAGACCUGCUAUCGAAUUCGUUAACGGAUCUCAGAGACGAGCUAAAUAAAUUCAGCGGUUUCGUGGUGGGUCUAGUGAAGAAUCAUCAGCAGCAACGCGGCGCCCAGAGCUACCGUAACGCCUUCGACAUACCGCGCAAGUCGCUCCUUGACCAAGUUGUGCGUAUGCGUGCCAACUUCCUGCAGCCAGGACUACUGCACACGAAGCUAUUAGACGACGACUACGUGCACUCGAUGCCAGUUUCGCAGAUGGGGAACUACCAGGAAUAUCUGAAGCGGAUGACACCUCCGCUCAGGGAAAUCGAGAGCACGCCUGUCCGACAACAUAUGUUCGGCAACCCAUUCAAGAUUGACAAGCGAAUGAUGGUAGACGAAGCCGACAUCGACAUCGUAGGUGCAACAUCCUCAGCCUCCAAAGGCCUAAAACGUUCCUUAGCGGUUGCGGAGGCCGGUAAUUUGGGCCCGGGUGGUGGUUUGAACUCGUCCAGGCCUCCGAGCAAAAGGAAACCCGGCCCCAUUCCAAAAGACGUGACCGUUCGACGGCCUUCGUAUUCACCACCUAACACACCGCCUGGUUCGCCAAUACCCUGGUCCGACGACAUCAAGGGCCCAACAUCGCCACCCCUACCACCGCCACCUUGCCCUAGUAUCCUGAACAGCGUCUCUCGAAAUCUGACGCCGAGUCUCAACUCGACGCCGACGACGACUACGACCGUGCCGGCGGCGGCCACGGCGCUGACGCCGACAACGAAGAUGAUGUCGAUGACAACGUCAACGAAUGUGGUGACAGCUGUGACAUUGUCCAUCACCACGAGCAGCACGAGCAACAGUUGUGGUAUCGCGAGUUCAAUGCUAAUGAACAGUGCGUCAACAAUAGCGCCGACGGAACAGAAGCUGGUAAACGGGGAUAUUCUUACUGCCGGAGUAUUCGACCCGAUAAUACCGAUUGUCGAGACGGUGAACAAUAAUAGUAAUAAUAAUGGUGGUGUUGGUGGUAGUGGUGCUGCGAAUCACAGUUGUGAGGCCACGGUGACAAACAACAUUGAUGCGACGAUGAGAAAUAGUGCUAACACUAGUUGUGGUGUUAUUAAGACUGAAAUCAAGAAUGAGCCCCGGGUCAUGUCGCCGUCAUUUACCGACGGCCAGCACGAGAACAACAGUGUCGGUCAGAUUAAGUGCACCGAGACGGAGGGUUGCAAUAGUGCAGCACCUCCGACGAUGAACCACGUGGAUGAGAGACAGAUUAAGGUGGAGCCCAAGGUGGAGAAGGAAAAGCCAUUGACGAAGAAGGACCUCGAGGAGAUCAGAAAACAUAAUUUGGAAGUCAGAAAUUCGAUUUAUAAAGAGAUACGGAGGAAAGGCACGAAUUUCGCUACCCUCUUCACGCACCUGCAGGUGAUCCAAGGAAGCCUUGACACUCGGCUCGCUUUCGUCCGCGACAUCGUCAAAGAGUCACUGCGCUUUAAGCGACGUAACCUCGCCAACCUGCUGGAAGAGUACCUUAAGAAGCUUCAGGAAGAAAGCAAAAACGUCGUCAUUAAUUACAAGAUGCAUCACAACGGCGCAAAUAAAAUAACUUAAUGAUCUCGAACUUAAUGCCCCUAUUAAUGACACAAGUGCACCCGUGAUGGGCCUUUUUUAGAAAUGAGAAAAAAUAUUCUUUUGUCCGGGAUUCAAUGAGCAUAUCUCUUCGAGCAAGAUAUACAAGCAGAUGUAUAGAUAAACAUAAAUAUAUAGAUAUAUUAAUUGACUCGGCCACGGCGGGGACACUUUAUUUUAAACGGAGGGAGGAUUUUCUAUUCUCCUUCACCUCUUAAUUCUUUUUUAUUUUUAAUUUUUCAUUUUUAAUUAUUAUCGUUUAAAAAUGUAAAGCAGAAAAUCGCAGACUUUGCACAUACUUAUGGACGAACUAUCACAUGCUUUUUUUAUUAUUAUUAAAAAAAAUGUAGGGAAUCUUUUCUUUUGAUGAACUUAUAAGAGUUUUUUCUCCUUCGUGCGUAAUCUCCCGAUAUAUAUUUUCUUGUAAGAUAUACAGAAAUGCCAAUCGUUAUUAUCCGAGAUAAAAAUAAUGAAGAUUAUUAUC
Ceratosolen solmsi marchali is the source of this 3898-nucleotide messenger RNA. RefSeq names its product integrator complex subunit 6 (gene IntS6). NCBI's taxonomy places the organism in Eukaryota, Metazoa, Arthropoda, Insecta, Hymenoptera, Agaonidae. The record is from RefSeq and is a predicted model, not a curated record. The coding region runs from base 154 to 3396 and encodes 1080 amino acids. The transcript has 9 exons. Gene Ontology annotation, cellular component: integrator complex. Gene Ontology annotation, biological process: snRNA 3'-end processing.